Messenger RNA from Coniophora puteana RWD-64-598 SS2, 1246 nucleotides. RefSeq names its product NADH-cytochrome b5 reductase. Lineage: Eukaryota; Fungi; Basidiomycota; Agaricomycetes; Boletales; Coniophoraceae. Bases 7 to 1038 code for a protein of 343 amino acids. The transcript is spliced from 6 exons. The record is from RefSeq and is a predicted model, not a curated record. Gene Ontology annotation, molecular function: oxidoreductase activity.
CGCGCCAUGAACCGAGAACAGGCGACGUUUCUUACCUCUUUCUUGGGCACUUUCUCUGCCUUGGCCAUAGGCUUCCAUUUCGUUCGGGACAAGCUUAGAGAAGCAGGCUACGACCCCGCACGACUCAUUCUUAUUGGAUUAGACGACCAAGUUACCGAGAAACAACCAGGCGACAAAGUCAUGGCUUCUUACCUCGAGAGCAACUAUGCCCAAAUGGUCGCCAUCGCUCUGGCGGUGGCCACCACCACACUCGUUUACAUGAAGUUCUUCUCCAACUCUAAGAGAAAACCCAUCCUCAGCCCUCAGGUCUGGCAAGAGUUCCCGCUCAAGGAGAAAAUCAUUAUUUCUCCCAACACUGCUAUUUACCGGUUCGCUCUUCCCCGGCCUGACGAUGUUCUAGGCCUCCCCAUUGGCCAGCACAUCUCCAUCUCCGCUGAGAUCAACGGCAAGGACAUCAUGCGCAGCUACACCCCUACCAGCAGUGACGAUGACCUCGGCCACUUUGAUCUCCUUGUCAAGGCUUAUGAGAAGGGUAACAUUUCCCGGUACAUUUCCCUCCUCAAAGUUGGCGACAAGAUACGCGUCCGUGGACCCAAGGGCUUCUUCAAAUACGGCCCUUCUCUGUCGCGCGAGCUGGGAAUGAUUGCUGGCGGCACUGGCAUCACGCCUAUGUUACAGAUCAUCCGUGCAGCGCUCAAGAACCCUCUUGAUCGUACUAAGCUGAGCCUCAUAUAUGCCAACGUCAACUUUGAGGACAUUCUCCUGAAGAAGGAGCUUGAUGACUUGGCCGCCGCACACCCCAACCGUUUCCAAGUUUACUACGUCCUUAACAACCCUCCUGAGGGCUGGACUGGCGGCGUCGGCUUCGUCUCCAAGGACCAGGUCGAGAAGUUUAUGCCACCCACCGACGACAACAUCAAAGUACUUAUGUGUGGACCCCCUCCUAUGAUGAACGCUAUGAAGAAGCAUUUGUCGGAGCUCAACUACUCUGCUCCUCGGACUAUCAGCAAACUUGAUGAUCAGGUCUUCUUGUUCUAAUUGCUUUCAACAUAGUGUUUUCGUUUGCUGUGAAGUUACGGAGUAUCAUACCAGCCUUAGAUCUUGGUCUCUUGGCUUCUGUCCGAGGUGUGCGCUUGCAGAAACUUGCAGCCCUCGAAUGGGUCAUACCUUGUAAUUAGAUUAAUGGAUGAUAGUGAAUUCACAAGGCAAUAGACAUAAUCUGCAGUGCAUGUAACAUGCCCGAGUU